Molecule: messenger RNA, 1651 nt
Organism: Pan troglodytes (chimpanzee)
Lineage: Eukaryota; Metazoa; Chordata; Mammalia; Primates; Hominidae
Gene: HORMAD1
Product: HORMA domain containing 1
Exons: 14
Coding region: 274-1437 (387 amino acids)
Source: RefSeq, a predicted model, not a curated record
GCGUCGGGCACAGCGCGUGCAGCCUCGUGCAGCUCUUCUGGUCUCCGGCGCCCGCCCCUCAGACGUAAUGUAAUAUAUAUUAGUGUGUAUAUAUGUGUGUGUGUGUGCGUAUAUUUUACUUUUUAAUCUCUUUGUCUGUCAGCUUCCCCCUACUUUUAAGUUUCUUAAGGUCUUAGUGGUAAAACAUUUGCGGUAAAAAUGUAUACCCACUUACUUGUCAACAGAGGUUCUUGAGAUGGGGUUGAAUUAAAGAAAAUACUUUAUCAGAAGAAGAUGGCCACUGCCCAGUUGCAGAGGACUCCCAUGAGUGCACUGGUAUUUCCCAAUAAGAUAUCAACUGAACACCAGUCUUUGGUGUUAGUGAAGAGGCUUCUAGCAGUUUCAGUAUCCUGUAUCACGUAUUUGAGGGGAAUAUUCCCAGAAUGCGCUUAUGGAACAAGAUAUCUAGAUGAUCUUUGUGUCAAAAUACUGAGAGAAGAUAAAAAUUGCCCAGGAUCUACACAGUUAGUGAAAUGGAUGCUAGGAUGUUAUGAUGCUUUACAGAAAAAAUAUGUAUACACAAACCCAGAAGAUCCUCAGACAAUUUCAGAAUGUUACCAAUUCAAAUUCAAAUACACCAAUAAUGGACCACUCAUGGACUUCAUAAGUAAAAACCGAAGCAACGAAUCUAGCAUGUCGUCUACUGACACCAAGAAAGCAAGCAUUCUCCUCAUUCGCAAGAUUUAUAUCCUAAUGCAAAAUCUGGGGCCUUUACCUAAUGAUGUUUGUUUGACCAUGAAACUUUUUUACUAUGAUGAAGUUACACCCCCAGAUUACCAGCCUCCUGGUUUUAAGGAUGGUGAUUGUGAAGGAGUUAUAUUUGAAGGGGAACCUAUGUAUUUAAAUGUGGGAGAAGUCUCAACACCUUUUCACAUCUUCAAAGUAAAAGUGACCACUGAGAGAGAACGAAUGGAAAAUAUUGAUUCAACUAUACUAUCACCAAAACAAAUAAAAACACCAUUUCAAAAAAUCCUGAGGGACAAAGAUGUAGAAGAUGAACAGGAGCAUUAUACAAGUGAUGAUUUGGACAUUGAAACUAAAAUGGAAGAACAGGAAAAAAACCCUGCAUCUUCUGAACUUGAAGAACCAAGUUUAGUUUGUGAGGAAGAUGAAAUUAUGAGGUCUAAAGAAAGUCCAGAUCUUUCUAUUUCUCAUUCUCAGGUUGAGCAGUUAGUCAAUAAAACAUCUGAACUUGGUAUGUCUGAAAGCAAAACAAGAAGUGGAAAAGUCUUUCAGAAUAAAAUGGCAAAUGGAAAUCAACCAGUAAAAUCUUCCAAAGAAAAUCGGAAGAGAAGUCAACAUGAAUCUGGGAGAAUAGUCCUCCAUCACUUUGAUUCUCCUAGUCAAGAGUCAGUGCCAAAAAGGAGAAAGUUUAGUGAACCAAAGGAACAUAUAUAAAAAUUAUUUUUGUUCUGCAGGCUUGCAGAGUUCUUCUCAACAUUUAAACUGAAGGACCCUAUAUUAUAUUUCCCUAACUCUGAAGAUGUAUAUAUAGUUUAAAGCAGUUUGUACACUAAAACUAAGUUUUUGGCUGACUGUCAUAUUGUGGUCCUUAAUCUUGAGAUAAAUCCAAUAGAACUUUUGAAUAAAAGCAAAAGUACAAAUGUCAUAA